Nerophis lumbriciformis (worm pipefish) is the source of this 1203-nucleotide messenger RNA. NCBI's taxonomy places the organism in Eukaryota, Metazoa, Chordata, Actinopteri, Syngnathiformes, Syngnathidae. The record is from RefSeq and is a predicted model, not a curated record.
AUGAGUGUACCGGCAGCAACGGUGCAGCAACGAGCUGGUGAGAUGCAAUCGGCCGCGGUGGCGCCGUCCUCAUUCUUGCCGGGCCAGUCGGGCAAGAUCCCAGGCAGGAAACGAGGAAGACCCCCGCUGCGUAGUGUGGCCAAGAUGGAUUUCGUCAAUCGCUACGCCGACUCACUGCCGCCACUCAAAGUGCCCAAGAAGAGGGGAAGAAAGCCAGGAUUCAAGCUGAAACCCAGGAUGGUAAUGACGCCAUUAGCCAUCUCACCGCCCAGCAGCACCCCCGAACCCGACAUGAGCUCCAUCCCUCAGGACGCCGCCACAGUCCCCCACUCGGCCACCCCCCAAGUGCUCACAGUGUGCAUCUACAUCAACAAGCAGGCCAACACUGGCCCCAACCUGGACAGGAAGAAAAUCCAGCAGCUGCCCGACCACUUCGGACCUGACCGGCCGUCAGUGGUGCUGCAGCAGGCUGUGCAAGGAUGCAUCGACAGCGCCUUUCAGCAAAAAACUGUCUUCACGCUCCUAACGCAGGGAUACGGAGGAGAGAAGAUAUCGGCUACGUUUGACGGCAAGCAGCACCUCCUGAGCCUACCUGUGGUCAACAGCAUUGACUACGUGCUGCGUUUUCUGAAGAAGCUGUGUCGUAGCCUGCAUUGCGAGAAUCUGUUCAGCGACCAGCCUGUUGGCCAGCAUGCCUCCUACCACUCUGAUGGGGAAUCGUCUGUGACAGAGGAUUACCACCACGAGCGAACAGAGGGGAAGCGCUACCCAGUUGCAGAGCGCAGGGAACCCACGUUUGGCUCAAUCAGCUCAUCCUCUUACUCGUCUAUGCCCAAACCGUCCUAUGGCUUCCGCUCAUCGCAGCAGUCAGGCAACAUAUCAGCCGCCAGACAGUCUUCGGGGAGUCCUGACACUUUCAUGGAAAGCAACAGGACAGGAGGCUACGUCGUACAGGAGUCCAAAGCCUUGCCCCCUGGCAAAGAUCCGUCCACGUGGAGCGUGGAUGACGUAGUGCGGUUCAUCAGAGAUGCCGACGCCAAUGCCCUUGGACCGCACGCCGACGUCUUCAGGAAACACGAGAUCGACGGUAAUGCCCUGUUGCUGCUGAAGAGCGACAUGAUCAUGAAGUACUUGGGCCUGAAGUUAGGCCCCGCCCUCAAGCUGUGCUUCCAUAUCGACAAGCUCAAGCAAAGCAAGUUUUAG